This is a messenger RNA of Fusarium redolens, 874 nucleotides long. RefSeq lists its product as uncharacterized. The coding region runs from base 324 to 827 and encodes 167 amino acids. The record is from RefSeq and is a predicted model, not a curated record. The transcript has 2 exons. NCBI's taxonomy places the organism in Eukaryota, Fungi, Ascomycota, Sordariomycetes, Hypocreales, Nectriaceae.
UGUCUUUGGAUGCAACGGAUACAUUGCUACACUUAGCUUAGAUAAGGAGAUAAAACCUUACCCAGGCUUGUAUGAUUGCGGUAGUCUCAUUCAGUCAUGUGUCAAGGAAUAACGAGUGGUGCUAUGAGUAGGUAGUCUAAGGCAUCAAUUUCAAACAUGGUGUACGUUUGAGUGGCUGCAGGGGUUGACGUAUGAUGCUUCCCCGCUCAACCUCAAAUCUUGGCCUCUUUUGAGUUUAUGAUAAGCACAUCAACUCAAUAUGUUGUCGCCAUUAUAGUCAAUUUGAUACAUCAUUAUACUCUUGCCUUUAUUAAUCACAGAUUAUGGAUUCUUUGCGGUUGUCUCAAUAUGACACUCAGGCUUUGCGAGCCAACUUCACCUUGUAUGGGAAUCAUGAUGACGAACACUUCCUAAGAUGUUGGAAGCAUCAAACGUGCAAAGGUUGCCUUGCAGCUUCACAAUGUGGCUGGUGCCCUUUUACAUGGUCAUGUGUACCGAACACUAGUAAGAUCCCGCUGCUCGCACCAGCUUAUGAUGAGAAUGUCUGCCCACACUGGGCCGAACGGUGGGAGUUACGGACAAGGCCCCUCGGGUGCCAGGUUUCGUCAAUAACUAGUCUCACCGCUAUCGUCACCAUUAUAUCAACACUGGUCUUUGUUCUGCUUGUGGUCUAUCUUGUGAUAGCUACCCGAUGGUUCUGGCAGUAUCACAAGAAGCAUCCUGGUUGGUGGCGGUUACGGAAUCAACGCUGGGCGAGGAUGUGGUUACGAGCUGGAGAACUUGAGCCCCUACUACCAGGGAGCUGGCCGGAUAAUGGAGGUCCUUAGGAGAAGAUCUCAAGGAGCAGCCCACAACUACGAGAUUUUAAGGAGUC